Molecule: messenger RNA, 798 nt
Organism: Porites evermanni
Lineage: Eukaryota; Metazoa; Cnidaria; Anthozoa; Scleractinia; Poritidae
Source: the annotation of a GenBank genome assembly
AUGAAACCUGCCAUGCUUGCCCUCAGAGCCACUCCACAAGGAGAAGAGUAUUUUGAGCUCAACAGAGAGUUUCCAGGCUCGUUGCCAGCGACGAAAAACCAUCAAGGUGGCCUUUCCAAUGCCGAAGAUGAGUCGGACGCGGAAAUAUUUGCUUUGCCAGAAUCUGCCAAAUGCCCGGUGAAAACCAUAAAAAAUUACUUGUCUCACUUGAAUCCUAAGUUAGAUUGCCUUUUUCCACGGGAAAAAGCAAGAAGCUUUAAUCCUGACAAAGAUAAAGUGUGGUACUGCAAUUCGCCUCUUGGAGUCAACAUUCUGGAUUCGAUGUUGAAGUUAAUGAGCUCUCGAGCAGGGAUCCAGCCUCACCUCACGAAUCAUUGCCUCAGGGCAACUUCGGUGACCGUCCUUUCUGACAACAACUGUGAGACGAGGCACAUUAAAUCAGUCACCGGCCACAAGUCCGACCAUUCAAUCAAAAGUUAUAACGAUCGACCUUCCCUCGACCAGCAAAAGAUGUCGGAAGUGCUCAGCUCCUUCCUUCAUGGCCAUGAAGCCACUUCAGUUGACAAAGAAAACACAGUGGGACGGCAUCUGGACUUACAGGCUACAAGCUCAUCCACCACGGCAAUUCAAGCAUCCCCAGUGUCAGUUCUCGUCCAGCAUAAUCAAGUGGUGGUUUCCAACAACAUGCAUGAAAACUACGCACAUGGUGAGCAAGGGCUGCAUCGCUUUCCUCCCCAGUUUAACUUUUACAACUGCACCAAUGUGCAAGUUCACAAUAAUUUUAGUGGAAGCGGUUAA